Messenger RNA from Mercenaria mercenaria, 3283 nucleotides. Its product is annotated as endonuclease III-like protein 1. The record is from RefSeq and is a predicted model, not a curated record. The transcript is spliced from 5 exons. Bases 5 to 1177 code for a protein of 390 amino acids. Gene Ontology annotation, biological process: base-excision repair; nucleotide-excision repair; base-excision repair, AP site formation. Gene Ontology annotation, molecular function: DNA binding; DNA-(apurinic or apyrimidinic site) endonuclease activity; 4 iron, 4 sulfur cluster binding. Gene Ontology annotation, cellular component: nucleus. Lineage: Eukaryota; Metazoa; Mollusca; Bivalvia; Venerida; Veneridae.
UCAAAUGCAACAUAGCGGGAAUUCCCUUCAUGGUGGGAUGCAACACAUUUUGAAGUCUGGGAGAUAUUUUUACGAACUUCCAAAAAAAGGCACAAGAAUCGUUCAGUUUGAGGCUAUGAGCAAAUCAAAAUACUUUUUACCAACGAGAUUAACUAGAUCCACUUGUAUGACAAAAGGCAUUAAGGAUGCUAACACCUCCAAACCUAACACUGGGGUCAGUCAUACUGGGAAAGCCCAGUCAAAAGUUACUGCAAGUAGUGACGAUUCUAAAACGUUAAGUAGCAAAUUAAGAAGGAAAAGAGAACACAUUGAAAUAAAGAUCGAAACAAAUGAUGUUUAUAGCGAUAGAGUUAAUGUUUUGCAUUCCACUGUAAAGACUGAAGAACAAAAAUUGAACAAGGAGACAGAAGUUGGUCACAUUGGAGAUGUUCAGAAUAUUUGGUUCCCCCCAAUGUGGAAACAGCAGCUAGAUAACAUCUUUGAAAUGAGGAAAGCAUGGGAUGCUCCAGUUGACACAAUGGGAUGUGAUGUAAUCAGUGAUGAGAAAGCUAAACCAGAGGUCUACAGAUAUCAAGUAUUACUCUCUCUGAUGCUGUCAAGUCAGACCAAAGACCAGAUCACAUCUGCAGCAAUGGCCAAACUGAGAUCACAUGGUUGUACCAAUGAAAACAUUCUCUCUACCUCUGAUAAAGUAUUGGGGGAGCUUAUCUACCCUGUUGGCUUCUGGAAGAGGAAAGUGGAAUAUAUAAAGAAAACCAGUGAGAUACUUAAAACACAGUAUAAAGGUGACAUUCCUACCACUGUUCAAGACCUGUGUAAACUACCAGGGGUUGGCCCCAAGAUGGCUUAUUUGGUUAUGAAAUGUGCAUGGAACCAAAUAGAAGGCAUAGGAGUUGAUACACAUGUACAUAGAAUCUCUAAUCGACUUGGAUGGGUGAAGAAGACAACAAAACAACCUGAGGACACAAGAAAGGCACUUGAAGACUGGCUGCCAAGAGAGUACUGGACAGAUAUUAACCAUCUGUUGGUAGGAUUUGGGCAGCAGACAUGCCUACCUGUUAACCCAAAGUGUUCGGAAUGCCUCAACAAAGACAUCUGUCCAUUUGGAAGGUCAGAGCUGAGGUAUAGCAAACCAAAGAAAAUCAAGAAAGAACCACCAAGUGAUGAUCAUACAUGACUUUGAUACACCUCAGUGACUUAUCAGGACUCUGUCAUAUGCAUUUUUAGCUCACCUGUCACAUAGUGACAAGGUGAGCUUUUGUGAUCACCCUUCGUCUGUCGUCAGUCCGUGCAUGUGUCCGUCAACAGUUUCUUGUCUGCACGAUAGUGGUUUCAUUUAUGAUUUUAUUUUAACCAAACUUGCACACAACUUGUAUCACCAUAAGAUCUCAGUUCCUUUCUUGAACUGGCAAGAUCCUGUUAUGGGUUCCAGAGUUACGGCCCCUGGAAGGGCCAAAAUUAGCUAUUUUGACCUUGUCUGCACAAUAGCAGCUUUAUUUAUGAUUUGAUUUUUACCAAACUUGCACACAUCUUGUAUCACCAUAAGAUCUUGGUUCCUUUCUGGAACUGGCAAGAUUCCUUCAUGGGUUCCAGAGUUAUGGCCCCUGAAGGGGUCAGAAUUAGCUAUUUUGACCUUGUCUGCACAAUAGCAACUUCAUUUAUGAUUUGAUUUUAACCAAACUUGCACAAAAUUUGUGUUACCAUAAGAUCUUGGUUCCUUUCUUGAACCGGCCAGAUCCCUUAAUGGGUUCCAGAGUUAUGGCCCCUGAUAGGGUCGGAAUUAGCUAUUUUGACCUUGUCUACACAAUAGCAGCUUCAUUUAUAAUUUGAAUUUAAUCAAACUUGCACAAAACUUGUGUCACCAAAAGAUCUUGGUUCCAUUCUUGAACCGGCCAGAUCCCGUAAUGGGUUCCAGAGUUAUGGGCCCUGAAAGGGCCAAAAUUGGCUAUUUUGACCUUGUCUGCACAAUAGCAGCUUCAUUUAUAAUUUGAUUUUAACCAAACUUGCACACAACUUGUAUCACUAUAAGAUCUCGAUUCUUUUUUAUACGCUCGCAGGGACGUAUUAUGUUAUUGCCUCGGUGUCCAUCUGUCUGUCUGUGUGUUGGUUAGCAAUUUCCCUUCCGCUCUGUAACUCUUGAACCCUUUGAUGGAUUUCGGAGAAACCUGACACAAAUGUUCACUGAUUGAAAGGAUGUGCAGAGCGCAUGUUUCGGAUGGCUAAAUUCAAUGUCAAGGUCACACUUAGGGGUCAAAGGUCAUAUGACUUUGUUUUAUGUGAAUAUUGCUCUGCAUUUGCGUUGCAUUGCAGUGCUCGUUUUUAUUUGGCAGAUCCUUCUUUUGUUUGCUUACAAUUUUUUUUUUAUUACUUCCCUUUUAUGUUACUAUAAAUACCUUAUUUAGUAACUUUUUUAUUACUGGCCGUAGGGAAAAUCUGAAACCACUUUUCUGUGGUACAACAUUGGUACCUCCAAUUUUUAGGUGUAUUUUGACAUAUCUGUACCUUGUAAGAAUUUUUUCUUUUUGUUUUUAGUUAAAGCAAUGGUACUCAGGUGAGCGAUAUAGGGCCAUCAUGGCCCUCUUGUUGUAAUGGUGUAGAUUGUACAAUUUUCGAGCAACUUUUAUUUUGCAUUGUAAUAAAUACUGUAGACUUUUUAGGUUGUUAAGAAUUCACACAAAGUAGUUUGUGCUACUUUCAGAGAUGAGGCUGCUGAAUAUUCACAUGCAUUUUGGACUGACUUGUCAGUGUUUGCCAAGUUUAACAAAACUAUACCCAUCGUCAAAGUUACCAAAUGCAGUAUACAAGGUUCUGACUUUAGAAAUCUGAGCUUGCAGACUAGUCUGAAUGCUACAAUGCAAUAGGUCAGAUAAUACUCAGAUUUGCUCGAGUAUUGAAACAGGACUCCCCACUUUUACCGUGCUUAUUCUUUGGUUUUGAAAAUCUGUACGUUUUUACACAACUUCGAGUGCUCUUCAUUCAUGGAAUACGUCUUUCUCGGGCUUCUUUAGAAUGACGUAAAUUUAUAAAGUAUUAUCUUACAUAAGGCAAAACAUUGUAACAGAAAAGAUGGAUCAAACACUUGAAGUCUUGAGAUGUGAAUUUUGUCAGUUCAUGGUAUAAAAUAUAAGGACAACAAAUUGUAUGCUAUAAACUUUUUAUAUUUUCAAGGAGUACAAAAUAAAGCAAAUGUAUCUGUUGUAUCAAAAUACAGAAAAUAAAACAAUACGGCAACUAAUGGCAAAACAUUGUACAGUGAUACAGUGAAAAUAAAAUGUGACAUGGA